This is a messenger RNA of Suillus fuscotomentosus, 159 nucleotides long. RefSeq lists its product as uncharacterized. The record is from RefSeq and is a predicted model, not a curated record. The annotation marks the transcript as partial. Lineage: Eukaryota; Fungi; Basidiomycota; Agaricomycetes; Boletales; Suillaceae. The transcript has a single exon.
UCCCCCAAAGUGUCAUUUUACACCUUUGAAAACCCUGCUUCCAUGUUCUCGCUCACCCAACAUGUGCAAUCGGAUGAAGAUGCCGGAAACGGAGCGACGAGAGUAUUCAUUUGCUCAUCCUGUACGAAAGCUGGCACUAGGCACUGGACUGGCCAUUGA